This is a messenger RNA of Aspergillus heteromorphus CBS 117.55, 790 nucleotides long. RefSeq lists its product as uncharacterized. Lineage: Eukaryota; Fungi; Ascomycota; Eurotiomycetes; Eurotiales; Aspergillaceae. Bases 186 to 662 code for a protein of 158 amino acids. The transcript has a single exon. The record is from RefSeq and is a predicted model, not a curated record.
GUGCAUGCAUAGGUUGGCCUUUCUUCGGGACGGGUUGAAUGAAGUGUACGAUAUCCAUCCAUCGGUCGGUCGGUUUCCUCAGACCCCCCGCCGGUGCCACUACUUAUGAAAGACCCGCGGCUUUCUUCCCCCCGCCCGGGUCUGCGUGAGCUGAGCCCGGUCGGUGCCCGGCACGGCUCCAUGGAAUGGAGUCAGUCGAGGUUGAGGUUAAUCCAUCCGCCGUUCGCCGUUUCAGUCGCAUACGCACGGCUUUUAGUGUACCUAUCUAUAUUCUAUUUAUCUUCCUUACUGGUCGGCAUAUCUCCGUUGCUGCUCUUUUCCUCUUUCUUCAGUUACUGUUCCUGUUCCUUCCCCCUUUUUCUUCUUUUUUUUUUUCUUCUCUCUUUCCUUGCUCUUUUCCUUCUACUCCUGGGGAAUGGGUAGAUUUCUAUCGUGCAUGUGUACAUACUCGUUUUGUGGCAUUAGCUAUCCACCGCUAUGUUCACCGACUUUGGGGACGGGAAAAGUAUCAUUAUCAUUAUUAUUGUUGUUGUUGUUACUACUACUGGAUAUGGAUGUGGUUUGCGCUGCUUGGGGGAUGGGUGCAAGCAACUAGCUGGAUAAAUAAAAUAAAACUCAUUUGCAUUCUCAGGAUAUAUCAAGAUUCAGUCGAGAUUGAUUGAACAUUGGAGAGAACAUUUAUAAUUAAUCAAUAAAUCUCCGUAGUGCCGGUGGGGUAAUUGAUGUGUCCGUUCGGGCUUGUUUCCUUGUCUUGUCUUGUCUUGUCUCACUUCAAUUUGCUUUCUCCGCG